Notodromas monacha is the source of this 2552-nucleotide messenger RNA. The record is from the annotation of a GenBank genome assembly. Lineage: Eukaryota; Metazoa; Arthropoda; Ostracoda; Podocopida; Cyprididae.
AUGAAGGAGGACCGGCAAAUGUCCGAGCACGAGUUGCGGUUCCAGCAGUCCCUGCAGCGCCUGAACGUGCCCGAGUGGUACAAGAAGAGCCAGCAACAACGGAAGCAGUCGGCGGACUCGGGCCUCAUCACCCGUCCCCGUCGGGCCAUGGACCGAGUCCUGCCCGGGGGCUGGGAAGAGACCAAGACGUCGUCCAUGUCCUCGCUCCAAUACGGAUCGUCCCGAGACAACGUGAUGAGCCCCGACUCGACGACGAGCAGCCCGGUGCCUUCAGAGCGCGGCGGCGGUGGCGGCAGCAGCACAGGCGGCGGCGGCGCCUACCAGCCCUUCCGCUGGGGCGUCGGUCGGCUCUCUGGCAGCGCCUCUCCUUGCAGCCAAUUCAGCAUCGGCGCCGCCAGCUUCUCUGGCCGCACGCUUCUCUCCUCGGCGGCUUCCACGACCGCCGCCGCUCCUGCUCGCCGCCCGUACCUCGGCUGGCGCUCCCAGGAAAAGCUCGGCAAGCUCGAGGCGGCCGAGCAGCACUUGCACAACAACCGGCAAAUUCCCCCGGCGCCGCCUGCGUAUUUGUCGCCCGCCGAGCGGAUGGCCAAAGAGCUGCUGGCUGCUCAGCGACAGAAGCAAGAGGAGGCCAAGGUGCAGGCCAAUGGACUCACGUUGAGCCCGAGUGAAGUGCCGCACUUGAGUCCGCGGAUGGUGCGCAACUCCAUCAAGGAGGUGACGAACGCCAUUGUGCACUAUUGUUCCGAAUCCGACGACGACCAUUUCACGCCGCCGCGGAGGACGUUGAACGCCGUGUCGCCGGACGAAGAGACGCCUGUGACUGUUGUGCGUCACCAGCGGCGGCCGCCUACCGCUGCGCCCAAGCCUGGUGUAUGGGUGGAGAGUUCGUUCGUCGGCGAGAAGCCGAUUCAGAGUCCCCGGACGCCGCCGGUGGGUGACGUGGCGACCUUGCUGGAAGCUGAGUUGCUCAACGGAUCCGAUGAUCUUGGAUCGCCGUCGUCCUUGUCUUCCUACGAUGUGAAGCUGGUGCCGAUCGAGAAACUGCGCACGGGUUCUGCACAGUUGGACACCUUCUUUGGCAAACGUGAACUUCGCCGACCUACCGUGGGCAACGGCGAACUCUGGCUGCAGUGAAUUUAUUGAGCGAUGCCGCCACGUGGCUUUUUUUUUGUUGUUGCAAAAUUUCGACGAACCGCGCGCGAGAGAGAGAACUUAUAUAUGAGGGAAAAGAAUGUACGAAUCGGGCUGGUUUUUGUGUCUCGAGAUGCCGAAUACAGUACAGUAUAGACAACAGCUAGCAUGCAGCAGAUCGUGAUGCAAUAUGUUCGCUAUAUAUUGCCAUUCGAGGAACUCCUGGUGGCAUUUUCAUUUGUUUUCCCUUGUCCCGCGCUGUUCUUCCUGAUUCGGAUCCGUGUUGAUUUGAAAUAAGUAAUGCGUAGAUGAUCUAUUCGAGUAAUCGAGUUCGAUCAGAACGAAUUCUCCCCGACUUCGAAUGGAAUCUAUUUCAUGUUCGCGCAUAUGUGAAAUCUCCGAUUCCUCUUUCUUGUUUCAUUUGAAGAUUUUACGCGAUCAUUCAAUUCCAACGGAAUUUCUGACUUGGCUUUUCACGUUGACUGACUUGCGCUUGAAUACCUUCAAUCCAGUUUUAAUGCAUGCAGGUUUUGUUUUUCUAAACAUUGACUGUGUCGAAGGUCGCUUUUUAUUGUCUUUUUUUGCUACUGAGCUGCAAGAGAUAUAUCUGCGUGAAUGAUUCUGUUCCACUCCGAGACGAGUUUAAAAGAAAAGAUUUGUAAUUGCAUUUUUGUCAUAGUUUUAUGCGUUGUCGGCUGUUCAUGCUGUUGAAGCGGUGCGCGUCUUUAUCGGGGAUUUUUUCUUUCCUGCUGGGCAGUGGUGACUUGUUAUUGCAUUUACCAUCUAAAAAAUGUUCGUGAAAUCAUCGAGGAGAUAUUUUUAUGAAUGUGAAAUGACAGGGUUUUGACGCCUGUUUUGUUGAACUUCUUGACGAUAUGCGCAAAGUGUUUCUCUCGUACGCGUUGCUCGGCUUUCGGAAAUGGCUCCUAUGUGUAAUUGCCAACGGUGAUCCACCAUACAUGAACCCAUCUUUCUGAAGCCACCAAAACUCAUCGGUUAGGAAAUCAUUUUUUCCGAAUGGGAUCAUGCUGGUUGCGUUUUUACGGAAGUGGAUCAAGUGUGAAUAAAUAAACGCUAUCGUAUGAUCGUAUAACGAUUCAAAAAGUGGUGUUUUAGAGAAAUUGAAGACGUCGGUUGAAAUUGACACUUUGUUACCAGACUGUGACACGAAUGGGUCUGUUCUUUUGAAACUAACGAAUGAGUCCUGAAGUUUGAGUUUGCUCUUCUUUUUUAUUAUUAUUCUGGAAAUAAAGUUGAGGAGGACUUUUUUCGUUCAUAUAAUCGUUGUCCCCUUGUUUCGCUGACCUAAUUUUGUGCGUAUGGAUUUUUCUUUUGAUAAUUUAUUCAAUGUUGUUUUGCGGACAGUAUUAUUUAUUUGAGGAUUAUGAUAAUAAAGCAGCAAUAUUGAUUUUUGGGUUAAA